AAGAGGCACUGUUGUCUGCUCCAGUUGUAAUUCGGAUCACUUGGGAGAGGGACAUUUCUUGGCUGAAGCUGUCUGGAAUUAACAGCUUUUCAUACUCCAUCUUAUACACUGCCUGCUUCUGGCUCCAUUCUCUCUGGAGGAUUUGGUUUCUGCUAAUGCUGGCUUAAAGAACAAUUGGAAUGUGCAACUUAUUGGACUAAUCAAAAAAAAAAUUUUCUCUGGAUUAAUACAAGGUUAAAAUGACUAUUGUAUGUUUCUUGAUCCAUAUGUAGAGGACAUUGCGCCUUAAGGAAAAAGGACCAACCCACUCUGUAUUUUGUGACCCAUCCUUGGUCAUCGGUCAGAUAUUCUUGUUCACCCACAUUUCUAUACAACUUUCCUCGCCUACAAAUGGAGUGACUCUCACUUUAAGCGCCCCUUUCGUAAUGCGGAUGGUCAUGGUUGGAUUCAGUUUUGAUAGCACUACCCACUGUGUUCCAUGAAGAGGUUUGGCAGCUUAAGAAGGAGCAAGAAACGGAAGGAGCAAGAUGGGUUAGGAGGGAGACCUCAGUCCAUGGCAUCAUGUCUGUCUGCCUCUGGACUUUCCACACCACCCAGCACGCCAACCCAGGUGACCAGCCCACCUGUGUUCACCCAGGAAGCCCAGCAGAGCUGGCUCAGUUCUGAACGGAUGGAACCAAGCUUCAGAACCCGCUCCCUCUCCACACCUCCAGACACUGGACAGCAGCUAAGCCUCCCCUCUGCUAAACCCCCGAUCCCUUUCUCAAACCCUGGGUCGUCUUAUUCUACCUCACAACAAGUCUACGGAUUAUCUGAAGGCAUGCUGGAGAAACUUGAACUAGAUGAUGAAGCUGCUGAACCUGAGAGUGAUAUUUACACGCGCUUUAUGAAAUCACACAAGUGCUACGAUAUUGUCCCCACAAGCUCCAAGCUGGUUGUGUUCGACACAGCACUCCAAGUUAAGAAAGCGUUCUUCGCCUUGGUAGCUAAUGGUGUGCGAGCUGCCCCAUUAUGGGACACGGAGAAGCAAAGCUUUGUGGGAAUGCUGACCAUCACAGAUUUCAUCAUCAUACUACACAGAUACUAUAAGUCACCGAUGGUGCAGAUUUAUGAAUUAGAGGAACAUAAGCUUGAGACCUGGAGAGAGGUUUACCUUCAAGCAACGUUCAAACCUCUGGUCAACAUAUCACCUGAUGCAAGCCUGUUUGAUGCAGUGUACACCCUCAUCAAAAACAAAAUUCACCGUCUGCCUGUCAUUGACCCCGUCACGGGGAAUGCACUUUAUAUUCUCACACACAAGAGGAUCCUCAAGUUCCUCCAGCUCUUUAUGUGUGAAAUGCCUAAGCCGGCCUUCAUGAAGCUGACUGUCGAGGAGCUGGGCAUCGGUACGUACCACGACAUCGCUUUCAUCCACCCGGACACGCCCAUCAUUAAAGCACUCAACAUCUUUGUGGAGAGACGAGUGUCUGCUCUGCCUGUGGUGGACGACUCGGGUAAAGUUGUGGAUAUUUACUCCAAGUUUGACGUGAUUAAUUUGGCUGCUGAGAAGACGUACAACAACCUGGACAACACCGUGACACAGGCUCUGAAACAUCGCUCCCAGUACUUUGAAGGAGUGGUCAAGUGCCAUAAAACAGAAACCAUGGAGACCAUUGUGGACAGAAUAGUCAAAGCUGAGGUGCAUCGGUUGGUGGUGGUGGACAAGCGCUCCAGCAUCGAGGGCAUCGUCUCCCUGUCGGACAUCCUCCAGGCUCUGGUGCUCAGCCCUACAGACGCCUGUAAGGAGGAGAACCUGACCGUGUACGAGGGAGGAAGCGUCAGCAGCAGCAGUGAAGACGUGGUGGGAGGGACUAAGUGUGAAGGUUAAGGCUGUGUGAGGCCGAAGAGAGUCACAGUGACGCCUGCAAGUGAUGCACUGUAGACGCUUGGAAACCAAAGAGCUAGACAGCUGAGAGUGAAGUGGAGUCCCUGCACUGACGCGUGAUUUUUCAGAGUUUGUUUGUUGUUUUUGCUUUUGUUUGAACACUGAUCGGAUGAUGCACACAUGUACAUUACACUGUAUAAAGGCGCACACGCUCGUACGCACAGAGAUGCAUCAUGGGUAUCUGCCCUGGAUCUUUGAAAGGUGGAGACGAAAAGAUGCAGCUCGUGUUUUCGGUUUAAAACUGCUCUUCACCUACGAUGUGGCCAUUUUAUGACUGUUAAAACAAAACAAUUUGCCAGUGCCAUUGUUGCGCGCUCCAUGCCCAGGCUUUCUUUGUGCCUUUUCGGUUUGCACACACCAGUAAUGCUGUUCUUUUUUUCUUUUCUUUUUUUGUAAUUUUAACAAUGUAUUGGUGUGAUAAUAUAAGUAGUUGGUACCAAAAUGUACCUUCUCCUGUAUUAGGAUUCCUUCUCUGUGACUAUAAUUCACAUCUUUUGAAUUUGUUACGUACAUUUUACAUGAAAAAUGAUAUGACGAAUAAAAUCUAAAUAUUUUUCGACACAAAAUGCAGUGAUCAGAGGCAAAUAUAAUACAAGUGUGAGUGAGAAUCUGUCGUACAUCAAGUCACUGUGACUAUAAAGAUGUAUAUUUGUAAUGGUAUGACGAGACUGAAUGGUUUUAGAUGUUUUUUCUUCUGUGGUUUUUGCUUCACAUAAUCUGACACUUGCUUUACUGCUUCUUUUUUCUCCCCUCUCGGCUGUAGCUCCACAGGACUCAUCUCCAUCAUCGACUGUACAUAGGUUUGUUGUUCUUUUGGGGAUAAAAGUGUCACACAAAGCUUUAUUUUUAUGAAAAAAAAAUUGUCAACGUGUUUAAAGAGACUGCAGUUUUAACGUUAUUUUUGUAAAUAUACUGUGGCAAAUGUGUCGAGUUCAACGAAACUUUGUAUCAGAUCAACAUGUACUGUAAACGUGCAAGCAUGAGAAACCUACACUUCAGCAGUAUGAAUGUUCCUUGUUUUACUUUUUCUAUUUUUCUGGCUGCAGAAAAAUAAAUUGACACUGAAUGUA
Molecule: messenger RNA, 2994 nt
Organism: Solea senegalensis (Senegalese sole)
Lineage: Eukaryota; Metazoa; Chordata; Actinopteri; Pleuronectiformes; Soleidae
Product: 5'-AMP-activated protein kinase subunit gamma-2-like
Exons: 14
Coding region: 479-1867 (462 amino acids)
Source: RefSeq, a predicted model, not a curated record